Molecule: messenger RNA, 1122 nt
Organism: Aspergillus fijiensis CBS 313.89
Lineage: Eukaryota; Fungi; Ascomycota; Eurotiomycetes; Eurotiales; Aspergillaceae
Exons: 1
Coding region: 192-1034 (280 amino acids)
Source: RefSeq, a predicted model, not a curated record
CCCUUGACUCACCGCCCCGCCAUCCGCCAUAAGGUUGAUUGGUCGAUAGGUCGACUGCCGGAAGGAGGAAAGGCAGCCUGAGUCACCGCGCCGCGCAAAGCGAACGAGUCACCUCUAAGCCUCUAAGUUCGGCGAUCCUUACUAGCAUCCUUAGCAAGCACAUCAACACGGCCCUCCCGGAGAUUUGCGCCAUGGCAACUCCUGCUUCCCCCACAAUUUCUACUUCUACUCCCUCCUCCCACCCUCCCUCUUCCUCUUCUCUUCCCUCCUCCACUCCGUCUCUCAGCUCCUACUUCACCUCUCUGGCCCGCCGUCGCCAACAAAAGAAAAUGAGCAUCACCCAAACCUACUAUCUCGCCCACACCGCCCGCAAGAAGCUCACCCGUGAAGCUUCCCGGGCGGACCAUGAUCUCCGCCUUCUGGUUGGCCACGCCAACCUCCUCGACUCGCUCAUGCUGGAGCUGGCUGAUGCCGAACGUGAACAAGAACAUUGGUUCAACCAGACCGUCAGCGGUGUGACCAAGACCUCCCACCACUCCGAGCCUCGACACAUCCAAUGGGCGGAGACUGUCGUUGAGGACCCGGAGGAGGACUGGGAUCCCGAGGACCUUUCUGACGCCGACUCCGACGUCAGCGAGGAUGACUCCGACUACGACGAAGACCAGUAUGAGCCCACUACCUACAGUCCAGUGCGACGACGGGCUCCCUCCCCGGUGGCCAUCAUCACCGAGAAAGAAAUCGAGGAGGAUUACGACUCCGAUUCUGAUUCCGACUUUGAGUACGACGAUGAGGAGGAUCUGGAAGAAUUGACCCUAACCCGCUCGCCGUCCCGGCAAACCCCGCCCGAGCUGCUGUCCGACUCCGAUGGAGAGUCGGAAGACGACACCAUGCCCCCUUCACCUCCUCAACCAACCCUGGAAACAUUCAACGAGAAGGAGCCGCAAACCGCGGAAAUCCCUCUCUCCCCGACUGAUCUGGAGAAUGGCUACUACGUUCCCGGCCAAGCGCCAAGUGCGAUGCUUGAAGCUUAUUGAGAUCGUACCUUGCAGCAGCGGCUGAUCCUCCAUUCUCUGUACCAUUAUCAUACGUGAUACCCUCGUCGUGGAUUGUUUCUGGAAGAAC